Molecule: messenger RNA, 3985 nt
Organism: Mesocricetus auratus (golden hamster)
Lineage: Eukaryota; Metazoa; Chordata; Mammalia; Rodentia; Cricetidae
Gene: Eml1
Product: EMAP like 1
Exons: 23
Coding region: 121-2616 (831 amino acids)
Biological process (GO): microtubule cytoskeleton organization
Cellular component (GO): mitotic spindle
Molecular function (GO): microtubule binding
Source: RefSeq, a predicted model, not a curated record
GUUGCCAUGGUGACCGGCGGCAGCCACAGCAGGGCCGGCCCCAGCGCCAGCGCCGCGGAGGCUCGGCAGGGCGCAGUGUGUGGGUGAGCGCGGCCGGAGCGGGCGCGGCCCGGCCUCAGCAUGGAGGACGGCUUCUCCAGCUAUAGCAGCCUUUACGACACGUCCUCGCUGCUGCAAUUCUGCAACGAUGACAGCGCCUCUGCUGCCAGCAGCAUGGAGGUAUCAGAUCGAAUCGCCUCUCUGGAGCAACGAGUCCAGAUGCAGGAGGAUGACAUUCAGCUGCUCAAGUCAGCGCUGGCUGACGUGGUUCGGAGGCUGAACAUCACAGAGGAGCAACAAGCUGUGCUUAACAGAAAAGGACCUACCAAAGCCAGACCACUGGGGCAGACCCUGCCACUACGAACCACCGUCAACAAUGGCACCGUGUUACCAAAGAAACCCAGUGCUUCCCUCCCAUCCCCCUCGGGGCCCAGGAAAGAAAUGGUUGUGCCGCUAACCAAAAGCAUCAAUAGGACCAGCUCUUCCGAACGAGUGUCUCCAGGUGGCCGGAGAGAGAGCUCCGGGGACUCCAAGGGAAGCCGGAACCGCACGGGCUCUACCAGCAGUUCCUCCAGCGGCAAGAAGAACAAUGAGAGCAAACCCAAGGAGCCUACAUUCAGUCCAGCCCUUCAGUCUCCGAAACCCCAAGGGAAGCGCCGGGUGACACACUGCAAAGAAGAGGGAUAUGUAAAAAUGUUUCUUCGAGGCCGCCCCGUCACCAUGUACAUGCCCAAAGACCAAGUGGAUUCUUACAGUUUAGAAGCAAAAGCUGAGUUACCGACCAAGCGGCUGAAGCUGGAGUGGGUCUACGGGUACCGGGGGCGAGACUGUCGCAAUAACCUGUACUUGCUGCCGACGGGGGAGACCGUGUACUUCAUCGCGUCUGUGGUGGUGCUCUACAACGUGGAGGAGCAGCUGCAGAGGCAUUAUGCCGGCCACAAUGACGACGUCAAGUGCCUAGCAGUCCAUCCUGACAGGAUCACCAUAGCAACAGGACAAGUUGCAGGCACGUCUAAAGAUGGAAAGCAACUGCCGCCACAUGUGCGCAUCUGGGACUCUGUGACACUCAACACUCUGCAUGUCAUCGGAAUAGGCUUUUUUGACCGGGCUGUCACCUGCAUCGCGUUCUCGAAAUCUAAUGGAGGGAGCCAUCUUUGUGCUGUGGACGACUCCAAUGACCACGUACUAUCUGUGUGGGACUGGCAGAAAGAAGAGAGGCUGGCCGAUGUGAAGUGUUCGAAUGAAGCUGUGUUUGCUGCGGAUUUCCACCCGACGGACACCAACAUCAUAGUCACCUGCGGGAAGUCCCAUCUUUACUUUUGGACCCUAGAAGGGAACUCCCUUAACAAGAAGCAAGGGUUGUUCGAGAAACAAGAGAAGCCAAAGUUUGUCCUUUGCGUGACGUUUUCUGAAAACGGUGACACCAUUACUGGAGAUUCGAGCGGCAACAUCUUGGUGUGGGGGAAAGGUACAAAUCGGAUAAGCUAUGCCCUUCAAGGGGCCCACGAAGGUGGCAUUUUUGCACUUUGUAUGUUGAGAGAUGGCACGCUGGUGUCGGGAGGAGGGAAGGACCGGAGGCUCAUUUCCUGGAAUGGGAACUACCAAAAACUUCAAAAAACGGAGAUUCCUGAGCAGUUCGGCCCAAUACGGACAGUGGCUGAGGGCAAGGGCAAUGUCAUCUUGAUAGGCACCACUAGAAACUUUGUCCUGCAAGGCACCUUGUCAGGGGACUUCACACCCAUCACUCAGGGUCACACUGAUGAGCUCUGGGGGCUGGCUAUCCACGCCUCCAAACCUCAGUUCUUGACCUGUGGACAUGACAAGCACGCCACUCUCUGGGACGCUGUUGGUCACCGGCCCGUCUGGGACAAAAUCAUAGAGGAUCCAGCUCAGUCUUCUGGUUUUCAUCCUUCAGGGUCUGUGGUUGCCGUGGGGACCCUGACUGGGAGGUGGUUUGUGUUUGACACGGAAACGAAGGACUUGGUCACCGUCCACACAGACGGAAACGAGCAGCUGUCCGUGAUGCGUUAUUCCCCAGAUGGGAAUUUCUUAGCAAUAGGCUCCCACGACAACUGCAUCUACAUAUACGGAGUUGGCGACAACGGGAGGAAAUACACAAGAGUUGGCAAGUGCUCCGGUCACUCCAGCUUCAUCACCCACCUCGACUGGUCUGUGAACUCACAAUUCCUGGUGUCCAAUUCUGGCGACUAUGAAAUCCUCUACUGGGUCCCGUCUGCCUGUAAGCAAGUCGUGAGUGUGGAAACCACCAGGGACAUCGAGUGGGCCACGUACACCUGCACCCUGGGAUUCCAUGUCUUCGGAGUGUGGCCAGAAGGCUCCGACGGAACAGACAUCAAUGCCGUCUGCCGGGCCCAUGAGAAAAAGCUCCUGUGCACAGGCGACGACUUCGGCAAAGUGCACCUCUUCUCCUACCCUUGCUCGCAGUUCAGGGCUCCGAGCCACAUCUAUGGAGGACACAGCAGCCACGUCACCAACGUCGACUUCCUCCGUGAAGACAGCCACCUCAUCUCCACGGGUGGGAAGGACACGAGCAUCAUGCAGUGGCGGGUCCUCUAACCCCCACAGGAAGGAGCUCCGGGAGCAGACAGACUCAUGUUCCGCUUGGUCACUGUGAUUUCUGUUUUGUCUACAAACUCUUACAAACCUCAGGAAAAUUGUCCCUCUACCGGUUACCUUAGCUGGGCAGCCAGCAAGUGUCACACCAGAUAAGCGGUUUCAUGUCCGCCUUUGUUACAUAGUGCGGGACAGAAUGCAUGUCGGGUAAAGGAAGUUCCCAAGGUUUACAUGGCAGUGGCAUCAAAGGAAGGGACUGGUGUGUUCUUAUAGUCACUUUUCUAUGAACUCUUCAAAGUGGUCACAGAAUGCCUUCUAAAAUACUGUAUAUAGUCUUCACUGCUUCACCUUGCCAAGUGGGAUAUUUAUGAGGAUGGAGCAUGGAACUGGGGUCAUUGCUGACUAAUUCGUCCUCAAAGGAUAAAUCACAUAACUGAUUUGCCCAGCUGAAUCAGGAAUGCAAAUACCAGACUUUCCUUGGUCCCGUAACUAAGAUCUCACUAACCCCAUACCUUUGUGAGGCUGACAACAAAGGGGUUGUGUUCUCUCUGGAUAAGCAGUUUCUACUACAGAGCCUGUGGGGUGCAGUGGGGUGUAUAGGUGCUUCCACUCUCUGGCUACACUGCCCUUCCCGGGACAUAGCCAGUUUCUCAGCACCUCCACAAAUUACACCCCCCACCCGCCCAGUCUCUGUUCUUGUGCCCUGGUUAAUGGCGAGACAUGUAGCUACCACCCUCUGUGUAUUAAUGGCAUGAUACGGUAUUGUCCUUGUAUAGAGUUUAGCAGCUCAUGAUAAAAUGCCCAAGGCUGGGCCUUGACGUGUGUACUCUGGAUAUUGCACGUUGUACUGGAUGACCAAGUAGGUCAAGUUGGAGGGGGACUCCCUUCAGUGUGGUGGCAGCCUGUAGAGUGUAGCACCUCAGAGGCUCCCGUGCUAAGGGCAGCUUCCUUUCCUGACUCUCCUGCAUGGACAGUGCGAGCAUAUGGACUAAAAUUACAUGCUGGUGAGUAGAUCGUAGGGGGUCUAAAUGUGUCAAGAAGGCCUUACCCAUUGUGCGACAGAUUGAAUUUACUGUUUACAUUGGGGACUGUAUCUUGGAUUUUUAAGUAGAAGGAUUACAAAGAGUUAAGAACAAAUACUGAGAUUUUUUUUUAAAACUCACUUAAGCAAGUAAGUGAACUGAGUUAUCUGAACUCUACCGCGCUGGCUGUUUAGCGUGGUCAGAGAGGACAACAGUGGAGACAUCCCCCUUGCCAUCUCAAGCCUGCUGUGUAAGGGCAGGGCACCAGAAAAGAACGUGACUCAAGAUGAAGCCGUUUGUAUGUACCCUCAUCAAAUAUAUUCUAUAAUGAAAUAAAAUCUGAAAGUGGA